AUGGCAAACCCGAUCUUCGACCUUGGGUCGUUAUGUUCUAGCCCGAUAUUGUACGGAGAAGGCGAAGAUUUUCUGGAACAGCCUGUAAACACGUUCUUCGAUGAAGAUCUAAAUUUCGAUUUCAUUGACGCUUUUGAAGACGGGUUCUCGAUAUCUGGGAACGCAAGUGAAAUAUGGAAAGGAGAUACUCAUCAUAAAAAAGAUUGGCAAUUUUCAGUACAAACGCCGACCUUGCCGAUUGCCCAGACAAAUGGCGAAAGCCAUGUGGGAAGGACAUUUGAUAUCCAGGCUCAGAAUACGUUCUCGGGUGAUGAAGGUGUAAACGGGAAUGAUCAGGUGUCUCCUAAAGAAAACAGCAUUAAGCGUUGCACAUAUACUUCCGAAUAUACAAAUACCAGCGCAAAUGAAGAUAAAGCGAGCGAUGAGGACACAGCCUUAAGGACUUUGUCCAAAAAUGCAAAAGAAUUGUCUAAACAUGUCAUAUCACAAAGCCAAACGGAACUGGCUGACAGAAUGUCUUUGUCAAAGAGUGGUUUUAAUAAAAGUCGCAUUACAACAAACAGCCAAGCUGAUAUUCGCUCGAAUACCACAGAAACCGUUUCAGUAGAUGAUUCCAUACAGAACUUCGAGGAUAACACUUAUAUUAGCAGCAAUGUUAAUGAAAAACCAGCACUUAAUAAAGAGACAUUAUUAUCGCACGGAAGCGAACACACAAUGAACACCAUUGGCGCAACCAAAGAGAAAACGCCAAGCACAAAAGAUUUAAAGAAAUUGGGCGAUGCUCCUUUCGCACCAAAACAUUCAGGUUUAAAACGAUGCGUGGUUCCUAAAACUUUUUAUUCACCGUUUUGGAAACCGGAUAAAAGUACACCCAAAGGCGAUAAAUCGUUGGAAGAUAGUUUCAUAAACACACAACGUAAUGUAGAUAUAUUGUAUUGUUGUAAUUGCAAAUCGCAAAAGCCAUUUUCCAGGUUCGUCGCAUCGAAACCUCUAAGUUCGACCACGAACGCUCACAGGGAUCGCAAUGAUUACGUUGAUUUUCUUAAACGGAAUUCGACGCUGGAGCCACAACGAAACUGCCAUAAAAAAGGCCAGAACAAGACAAUUAAUGGAGAAACGUCGAGUAAGAUAACUUUUAAUGAGGUACACAAUGAAGAAAAGUGGAUUUUGCCUCCAAUUUACACAUCAAAGACACUUCGACAAAAAGCUGUCAGAAAGAGAGCCAGCGAAUCUCUUUAUUUGAGCUCACUUUCGACGGCAUCUGUCGAAGGAUUGAUCAAUAAAUACAAAGGGAAACAUCUAGAUCUUGUGGAACAGCAAAAAAGAUAUCAACUUAAGCCUUUCAGAUAGUAAACUGUAAAAGAGAUGGUACCCUAAACAGGGGUAAUGAUUCAUUUCAUUGAGACCUGUGCAGUUAAUUAUAGCGUUAUCUAUAAAUUAGCAAGUACUUUCAGACGCUUAAUGAACAUUUUAUUUUAGAAUUUUAGUACGUUAAGACUCGUUUAUUUGUUGAAGAUAGAACGCCGGCAUUCUACAAUACAACUGCUAUCGUGUAGUUUAGUUCAUAAUGAUAUCCCCACGUAAAGGGAUUCGAUUGUCAAGCCAACUGUUUUCAUCUGGUCUUCACACACUCUGUAAUGCGAUUUGCUCUGACAAAGCGCCAACGCUCAAAACGUCAGCUUUGAAAACUCUUUACGGCGGCUAAUUUACAUUAUCAAGUCAGUUGAUAAAAUCAAAUGAUUUAGUUAUACCCUCACCGUCGCAUCAUGGCAAACUUACCCCCUUUCAUCACAUCCUCUAUUUCAAAUUAUGGAUUAAUAAACAAGCGCCUGCAUAAUUUUCUUUAUGUUAAACUUAUCAAUCAUGGAAUUAAGAAAAUUCUAUUUUCAUU
Messenger RNA from Pocillopora verrucosa, 1891 nucleotides. RefSeq lists its product as uncharacterized. The record is from RefSeq and is a predicted model, not a curated record. NCBI's taxonomy places the organism in Eukaryota, Metazoa, Cnidaria, Anthozoa, Scleractinia, Pocilloporidae.